Kogia breviceps (pygmy sperm whale) is the source of this 1617-nucleotide messenger RNA. The record is from RefSeq and is a predicted model, not a curated record. NCBI's taxonomy places the organism in Eukaryota, Metazoa, Chordata, Mammalia, Artiodactyla, Physeteridae.
UUCUUGUCAGCUUGUGCUGGAGGGACUUGACCGUGGCUCACCACAGUUGCAGAUGCCGAAUUACCAUUCUUUGCUGAUUCUGAGUAAAUCCACUUUUACCUGAGAAGUAACCGGCAGUCUGUUAAAGGUCAACAUUUUGGGGGCCCAUACAGGGAUCCAGAGGAGACUCCCAACGACUUUGAGGUUGGUGUGCAGACAGGUUGUAAUAACCUUAACCCUGUGACUCCUCUCUCCUCCAUCAUCAGUGAAGUCCCUCACAACUGCUUAACACUGAUGGAUCACCUCCUGAUGCCUCCUGAUGAUCUGAAGGAAGAUCAUUUGGAACUAAGCUGAAUCAUGUUCCGGAUACUGACCUCCUGCUGGCCUCGUGUAAAGGCAACUGAAGAGACACUAAGGAAUGUGACCAUCAUUAUCAUUGGACUGGACAACUCAGGCAAAACUGUUCUUGUGAAGGCGUUCCAGAGACUACUCCCCAGUAGUACGGGCAGUUGUACGCAACCUGAACUGACCACACUCCUGCUGGAUGAUUAUGAAGUUUCCAUCUACGACCUGAAUGGAGACAGGAAAGGCCGAGAAAUCUGGCCAAACUACUACGCGCAGGCACAUGGACUUGUUUUUGUCCUGGAUUCCAGUGACAUGAGGCGCAUGCAGGAAGUGAAGGUCAUCUUACCAGGCCUGCUGUCUGAUGAAAGAGUGGCCGGGAAACCCAUCCUAUUCCUGGCCAACAAGCAAGACAAGAAGGAUGCCUUGCUACUUACUGAUAUUACUGAAUAUCUGCUGCUGGAAAGGCUAACAAACAAGAACCAGCACCUGUGCCGAGUGGAGCCCUGUUCAGUCAUCAGAAACCUCCAAAGAAGGAACCAUGAGCCUAUAAUUGGAGGCCUGCGCUGGCUGUUAUCUGCCAUUGGGGAUAAAAAUGAAGAGCUGUGUGCUUACCAACAGCCACUCCCAUCAAGCAUCCCAACCUCCAAGAGCACCAGAGGCUUUGGCUUCACUACCAGGAUGGGAAAGUCCAAAGAAAAAAGACAGCACCUAGGACAACACUCCGUGGAACCUAGGCCUCUAAAGCCAAUCCUACAGAAAGAAGGUAUAAGAACAAGACCUAAAAAGAACACAUCAGUAACAUUUGCUUUAGACAAACCCAAGGAGGAAGGUGAAUGUUAUGGGGGAAAUGGAGCUCAUAACACCACUGAGCUUUGCUACAAUCAGAGCCCCAGCUCCAUAUGCCGAGGAAAUCUUUUUGAAGACUUUUAAAAGAACACUAAAGAGGAAAAUGAAGGGAAGUCAAAAGAAACAUCUCAUAUCCCUCCUUUAGUAAAUGCGUUCAUCUACAGAACCAUCAGGAUUAUUCAGUUUUUCAAUUUCUGUUUGUUAGUACCUCUACAGCCCCCCUACAACUCCACCUACUCUAACAUAAUAUCCCUGAGAACUCCCAUUGUGCCUGUACGUCGACAUUCGAGCCAUCAAAUGAAUCUUAUCCCCACCGAGAGGCUCGAGAACAGUUAGGGGGCAUCCGUUUGAGAGUGAAGACAACGUUGGCAAAGAAGAUCAGAGCCUUGAUGUCUUUGUACCCAGAUGCUCCCUGUGAAGUUUGUGAGCAACAUGUUGUGGGUGACC